Molecule: messenger RNA, 1792 nt
Organism: Cucurbita maxima (winter squash)
Lineage: Eukaryota; Viridiplantae; Streptophyta; Magnoliopsida; Cucurbitales; Cucurbitaceae
Product: high affinity nitrate transporter 2.5
Exons: 2
Coding region: 260-1786 (508 amino acids)
Biological process (GO): transmembrane transport
Molecular function (GO): nitrate transmembrane transporter activity
Source: RefSeq, a predicted model, not a curated record
UAUUGGGUGACCUCAUGCAUACGCAUAUAUUCAUCUUUUUGUAUACAAUCGUCUUCUUCAUGUCUCUAAGUCGUUGUUUUUGUUUGGAGUAAAACCAAUUUGCGUCCAUAACUAUGUCGGUAUAAGGCUGAGAUUUGGCCUAUUCCACCAUAUUUUCCGGCUUCCAAUCUUCCCCUUUUCGAUCCCUCAAAGAGCCAUCCCAAAUUCCCUUUAAAUAAUUUCCCAAAUUCCCAAUUUUAAACAAAAUUCAGCCGUGAAUAUGGAGGUUCAAGGCGGAGCACCGGCGGCUCAGCCCAGGAAGUUCUCUCUUCCGGUGGACUCCGAACACAAAUCCACCAAAUUCAAUAUAUUCUCCGUCGCAGCUCCCCACAUGCGAACGUUUCACCUGUCCUGGAUUUCGUUCUGCGCUUGUUUCGUUUCCAGUUUUGCGGCAGCUCCUCUGCUUCCGGUGAUCCGCGACAAUCUCAAUUUAACCGACACUGACAUUGGGAACGCCGGAAUCGCCUCCGUCUCCGGCGCUGUCUUCGCCCGUAUCAUGAUGGGUUCCGCCUGCGAUUUAGUCGGACCACGUCUCGCCUCUGCCUCACUCAUCCUCAUAACCUCGCCGGCAGUUUAUUUAACCUCCAUAGCUUCAUCCCCUGCUUCGUUUUUCCUCGUUCGAUUUUUCACUGGAUUCUCUCUCGCCACAUUCGUCUCGACUCAAUUCUGGAUGAGCUCAAUGUUCUCCUCCACCGUCGUCGGCACCGCCAAUGGCGUAGCCGGCGGUUGGGGGAACUUAGGCGGCGGCGCAACACAGCUGAUUAUGCCGUACGUGUUCGCCAUCAUCGAGCAAAUCGGCGCAACGAAAUUCACCGCGUGGAGAAUCGCUUUCUUCAUCCCAGCGAUUUUCCAAACGCUUUCGGCCUUUGCGGUUCUGAUGCUCGGCGAGGACACGCCGGACGGGAACUUCGGGGAGCUGCAGAAAACAGGGGAGAAGGCAAAAGACAAAUUUUCAACGGUGGUGUACAAUGGGGCGAAGAAUUACAGGGGAUGGAUUUUGGCAUUGACUUAUGGGUACUGUUUUGGGGUGGAAUUAACGAUUGACAAUAUUAUAGCGAAUUAUUUCUACGAUAGGUUCAAUUUGAACCUGCACACGGCAGGGAUCAUAGCGGCGAGCUUUGGGCUGGCUAACCUUUUUUCGAGGCCGUACGGUGGGAUACUGUCGGACGUGGUGGCGAAGAGAUACGGGAUGAGGGGGAGGCUGUGGGCUUUGUGGUUGGUGCAGACAUUGGGCGGAGUUUUCUGUGUGAUUCUUGGGUUGGUUCAGUCUUUGAGUGUUUCCAUUGCCAUUAUGAUCAUUUUCUCUCUCUUUGUUCAAGCUGCGUGUGGACUUACAUUUGGUGUCGUUCCUUUCAUCUCCAGAAGGUCGUUGGGGGUAAUAUCGGGGAUGACAGGAGCGGGGGGGAACGUGGGCUCGGUACUGACUCAGCUGAUAUUCUUCAGAGGGUCAAGAUACAGCAAAGAGAAGGGGAUAAGUCUGAUGGGAGUAAUGAUAAUAGGGUGCACUCUUCCAAUACUGUUAAUAUAUUUCCCACAAUGGGGCGGCAUGCUGACCGGACCAGCUUCCUCCAAGAUUGCUUCCGAGGAAGAGUAUUACUUGUCGGAGUGGACCCCUGAGGAGAGGGUCAAAGGCUACCAUUUGGCUGCCCUCAAGUUUGCUCAAAACAGCCGAACUGAAAGAGGCAAAAGCCUUAGUAAGGGCACUGCUGAUGCUGCCUCUGCCGCCGCGGCUUCACCUCACGUCUGAGAAACA